CAGCACAUUCUUCAAAGCUACAAGGUCUGAAGAUUGACUCGUGCCUCGCGCGUGAAGCCCAGACGCAUUGAGAUAGCCAGCCUGAGGAAUCCCAACCAUGUUACUCUCCAAGGACGACACUCUGCAUUAUACCUACGAUUCCGAACGUGUCCAGAUCGAAGCGUGGGGCCCCAAUGCCCUUCGGGUUCGUGCCACCAAGUUUCAUACUCUUCCGUCGGAGAACUGGGCUUUGACUGUCACGCCUCCAAAGACCGAUGUGUCGAUUUCUAUGCACGACGGACAUGCAUCAAUCAGCAAUGGCAAUGUUUGUGCCACAAUAUCUUCACGCGGCAAGAUCACCAUCAAGAAUGCCAAGGGCGAGCUGUUACUGGAAGAAUACCAGCGCAACCGUUCCGAUGUGGAGGACCCAAAAUGCAGCGCCUUGAUGAUCGAGGCACGUGAGUUCAAGCCCAUACUGGGCGGGGACUACCAUUUGACCUACCGUCUGGAAUCCAUUGAUCGGAACGAGAAGAUCUAUGGCAUGGGCCAGUACCAGCAUCCAUUUCUCGACCUCAAAGGGCUUGACCUUGAGAUGGCCCAGCGCAAUUCUCAAGCGAGCGUUCCCUUCAUGCUCUCGAACCUCGGGUAUGGCAUGCUUUGGAACAACCCAGCCGUCGGCAGAGCUGUCUUGGGGAAGAACACGAUGAGCUUCGAGGCCUAUUCCACGAGGAUACUGGAUUAUUGGGUUGUGGCUUGUGACACUCCCACCCAAAUUGUCGAAGCUUAUGCGGAUAUCACGGGCAAGGUGCCAAUGAUGCCAGAAUACGGACUAGGCUUCUGGCAAUGCAAGUUAAGAUAUCAGACUCAGGAAGAGCUCCUGGAUGUUGCACGAGAGUAUCGAAAACGCGAUUUGCCUCUUGAUGUCAUUGUGGUGGACUUCUUUCAUUGGCCAAAGCAAGGAGAAUGGAAGUUCGACCCGACGUACUGGAAAGACCCCGACGACAUGAUCAAGGAGCUUCAGUCGAUGAACAUUGAGCUCCUCGUAUCCAUCUGGCCCACCGUCGACAAGCGAUCCGAGAACUACGACCAUAUGCUGGAAAACGGACUUCUGAUACGGCAAGACCGAGGGCUGCGGAUCUCAAUGGACUUUCAAGGCGAGACGGUCCACGCCGAUUUCACGAACCCGGCGACGAGAGAGUUUGUCUGGAACACAGUCAAGAAGAAUUACUACGACAAGGGUGUGAAGCUCUUCUGGCUUGACGAAGCAGAGCCGGAGUACAGUGCCUAUGAUUUUGAUGUUUAUCGGUACCAUAGCGGAAGUGUGUUGAGCACAGGAAACGCGUAUCCAGUGGAAUAUGCCAAGGCGUUCUAUGAAGGAAUGGUGAAGGAUGGCAAACAGAAGGAUGUCUGCAAUCUCAUCCGUUGUGCUUGGGCCGGAAGUCAGAGGUUUGGGACGUUGCUGUGGAGUGGUGAUAUUGCGAGCAGCUGGGAGAGUUUUCGAGACCAGUUCGCGGCUGGUCUAAAUGUUGGGAUCGCCGGCAUCCCAUGGUGGACUACGGACAUUGGUGGCUUCCAUGGAGGCAAUCCUAAGCACCCUGAAUUUCGUGAGCUCUGCACUCGGUGGUUUCAGUACGGCUGCUUCUGUCCCGUCUUCCGCCUCCAUGGUGAUCGUGAACCCAAACAGCCUCAACACGGCACCACGGGCGGUGCAACCUGCCUCUCUGGUGCCCCGAAUGAAAUCUGGUGCUACGGCGAAGAGUGUUACCAGAUCAUGAAAAAAUACCUUUUCCUGCGCGAGAGACUCCGUCCGUAUAUCCGCGACCUCAUGGCCCAAGCGCACCAUAAGGGCACACCGGUGAUUAGGACACUGUUCCUGGAGUUUCCUGACGAUAAAGAGUGCUGGGACGUAGAGGACCAAUAUAUGUUUGGACAGAAGUAUCUCGUGGCUCCGGUCAUGUACCCGGGCUUGACAAGGAGGAAUGUGUAUUUGCCCAUAGCGGCCAAGUGGAAGAGGUUUGACGAUGGAGAGGCUAAAGAUGUGCAGAUCUUUGAAGGUGGAAGGAGGGUGGAAGUGGAGUGUCCGCUGGCUGUGAUGCCGGUUUUUGAGAGGGUAUGAAAAGUGAGCAAUUUCGCCGCCGAGGCGGAUACAAAAUGCAGUCCGGUCCGAUUUAGCUGCUGAUGACAGUCAUUUUACUUCGAAGGAUCUAUCUUGUACAUGGA
Molecule: messenger RNA, 2199 nt
Organism: Cladophialophora immunda
Lineage: Eukaryota; Fungi; Ascomycota; Eurotiomycetes; Chaetothyriales; Herpotrichiellaceae
Exons: 5
Coding region: 98-2095 (665 amino acids)
Biological process (GO): carbohydrate metabolic process
Molecular function (GO): carbohydrate binding; hydrolase activity, hydrolyzing O-glycosyl compounds
Source: RefSeq, a predicted model, not a curated record